CUGAUUGACGGUGUAUUGUCAGUUCUGACCAAGAGUGGUUGUUUCACAUCACCGGUUGUAUUUCCCUGUUUGUGGAAUUAGUCUGUGUUCAUCAAGAUAAGCACGUAAAUAAAAUCAAAAUGCCGGCUUACCAUUCCCAGUUUCUCAAUCCUCCAAGACUAAUUGGUAACAUGGCGUUACUGCCAAUUCGCAGUCAGUACAAAGGGCCAGCUCCUAAAGAUACCUCCAACUAUGAUAUCAUCGACGAGGCAAUUUACUUUUUCAAGGCCAACAUUUUCUUCAGAAACUAUGAAAUCAAGAGUGAAGCUGACAGAACGUUGAUCUACAUUACCUUGUACAUCAGCGAGUGCCUCAAGAAGCUACAAAGGUGCUCUUCCCGUGCUCAGGGCGACAAAGAAAUGUACACACUGGGCAUCUCCAACUUCCCCAUCCCUGGAGAGUCGGGCUUCCCACUCAACGCCAUGUACACCAAGCCAGGCAACAGAGGGGACGAGGACACCAUGCGGCAGUACCUCCAGCAGCUGAGACAAGAGACCGGAGUGAGACUCUUGGACAAAGUCUUUGACCAGGGAGAUAAGCCAAGCAAAUGGUGGCUGUGUUUCGCCAAGAGGAAGUUCAUGGACAAGAGCCUGUCAGCCCCUGGUUACUGAGGGGAGCAGGGCUACUGCUGUGUGGGACUCAGAGGUCGAUCAACCUGGCACAUUUCCAGUGUUUGUGUGGAGCUGCAUGAAUGAAUAAAUGAUUGAUUGAUUGAAUGAAUGAAUGAUUGUUGGCAGCUUGUGCGUGUGCGUGCAGGAGGAGAUGUUUUAUUUGGCUUGCAACUUUAUAUCUUCUGUGUUACUAAAUAGGAUUUUUUCAGUAUGUCUGUGUUAGUAUUAACCCUUGUGGCGCUAAUGAUGAGAUCACUGGUAGUGGAGUUGUAUUUGGAAUGUGGUAGGAAGGGUUUGUCAUCAUACAAAGAGGAAAGAGUACCAGGUCAGUUUUGCUGACGGAUAACCAGACUUAACAAUUUUUGCGGAAUACAAAAAUGGGAUUUUCAUUGAAAGUUGUUUUAUAAUGUUCCCAUGUCAAUGUUAGCAACUUAUGCAGUUGCGAGCGCCGUCAAACCUCAACUAAAACAAAUUUUAGCAAAGUGUCUUUUAAAAGUCUUUCUCCAAUAAGAACUUGAGUAGCUGAACACCUGUAGUUUUUCUCAACAGUGACCCAUUGGUGUAGAUCGACACUCAUAGCAUCAGUGGGGCUAAUUCAGUAUUUUGAUUGGCUGUUAGUAAAUGGUGGCUGUUUAUUGUAUGGACUCACUGUAAACUCCAACUGUUCAGCAUCAUUGAUUGACUGUGUGAUAAGAACCAGUGGACUAUUAAGUAUGAUGUCAUUGUAAUUCAGCACAUUCUCUAUCAUUCUUUUAUCAUGCGUGAUGAGUGUUAAGUUGGGUUGGUGCUUUGUUUCAUUGUUGUUUUUUGUUGUGUUGCUUUUAUACUGUCCGUUGCCCUGCAGAAUAAAAGACGAAUAUGUAAACUACUUGUACCUAAAAGAUUGUUAGUUAGGGUUGUCAAAACAGCAACCUAUGGGUGGUGUUUUGUCGUAGGAUGCAAGAUUUGUAUUAACUGUGAUAAGUAGGGCUUCUUUGGUUUAGGAAGUUUAUUCUACCGAGGUUGUACUCUUGAAAAGACUCAUAAAAACAGCAGCAGAGGGUCUGGAAGGUUGGGUUGUUGUUGUUUUUUUUCACUCUCGCUAUGAAAGCAGUAAUUUUGUUUUGGCAUGAAGAUUCCUUAUUCUGUGUGUAGUUGGGAUUUAUAUAUAAGCUUUAAGGUUCAAUAAAAUAUUUAGAUGUAAGUAUGGACUAAUUGCUCUACCAUAUCAAAAAUUCUGCCCACUGUUUGUUUUCCCAUGCAUUUAGUGGGUUGUUUUGUGUGUGUGUGUGUGUGACCUGUAACUAAGUAAGCGUAGAUUGGGACAUUGUGAUAUCCAUCUGUAAGUGUGCUGUCACUUAAACAACUCAUUGAAAGAAAUGUAUUUCUGUUUGCUCCUAUUAUCCAGCAAUGAGACAGUCUGGUAAUGAUUUUGUAAGGUUAUUUUUUUAAAACUAGAGAGUAGUCACAAUCAGGGGUGCUGCGAAUGUGUGGAGAAUGCUUAUUUAUUGUCCAUUUGUUCCAUGCUAUGUCAAAUGAUUCUAAAUGUUGAGCCUUAUCUUCUUUAUGAUGCUACUGAAUAAAUUUACUCUUGAUAACUCAUC
Molecule: messenger RNA, 2233 nt
Organism: Aplysia californica (California sea hare)
Lineage: Eukaryota; Metazoa; Mollusca; Gastropoda; Aplysiida; Aplysiidae
Product: actin-related protein 2/3 complex subunit 3-A
Exons: 7
Coding region: 120-650 (176 amino acids)
Biological process (GO): regulation of actin filament polymerization; Arp2/3 complex-mediated actin nucleation
Cellular component (GO): Arp2/3 protein complex; cytoskeleton
Molecular function (GO): actin filament binding
Source: RefSeq, a predicted model, not a curated record